AUGAAUAGUUCUCCAUCAUAGAGGUCUUAAUCUGAUCUCUACUCAGUUGGGAAUUCCAAAGACAAUCCAAUUCUUCUGAAUAACCUCAGACCAUAGACUACUGAAUAAUAACUUAAGAAGAUAAAAGAUCAAGUUGAAAGUGAUCAUAACCGUAUCAGUUAGCAGAAUCAAAGACCCUUUAGCCCUGAGUCCAAGCAAUCUCAAAUGUUUAAUUUGAAUUAAAUUGAAACAGAUCGGUUAUUUAAAAUAAGAAGGAGUUUUCAGUAAGCUUUGAACAAGCUAUCGACAAAUGACACUAAGGAAGUGGGAGUAAAUGAAUGUAAAAGAAUCAUUGAGGCUAAUUGCGAUUAAGCAAGUUUGAGAGUGUACUUAUCAUUACUUUGCGAAAAACAUAAAAAUUCAACUACUUCAAAUAAAGAACUGCAAGUGCUGCUAUUUGGACACUUAGCCAAAGUCUAUAAGUCUGAAAUGCUUGAUCCUUUAGACAGACCGCCAAAUCUCCUUAAAACCAUAGUCAGAGUUUGUGAGACCAUACAUAGUUUCUUAAAAGAGAAUUCUACACUUAUUCAUUUAGCUUGUGCAAAUAGUUUAGUCGAAAUCUUAGAUAACUGCUUCGAUUAGAAAGAAGAUAAACUAAGUCUUUCAUUGAUAUUUUAUGAGCCUCUUGCCUCUGUGAUUAAUGGAGGCUAUGAUAAAAUGGGAUAGUUAGCAGCCUCAGUCUGCAUCCUUAAACUUUUAGAAUACCUAAUUGAAAAAGGCCAUAAUGGCUUUUUUGAUUUUUUGUGUCCUAAAUUCAUUCAGCUCUUCAUUGUAUAUUAUUAAGAUAACUUAUAAAUUUUAUAGUAAUCGAAAUGUGAUCAUCCUGAUUUCUUGCAGUGUCUUGGGACAAUUAUCAGCUAGACUUCUUUGAAAUAUUUGACUUAAUAUAUAUGGGAGAUAGUUCAAAGGUGCAUUAAAAUAGUCUAAAAUCCUGACACCCAAUCUUAUCUUAAAAAGAUAGAGGCAUGCAACCUCUUAAAGACUAUUGCUAUUUAGCUUAAAGAUGUAGCUGAUUUGAUAUUUGGCUAUAUGCACAGAUAGGUGAUUCAUGCACUUGAAGUCGCUCAAGGAGAUAGAGUACUUAAGGUUAGGUAAGGGGCUAUCCAAGCUAAGCAACAAUGGCAAUAAGUCAAAUUCAUUAAUAAGGAAAUAGAAGAAAAGAAGAAAAAUGAGGAACUUCAUGGGCUGAAUCCAGAUGAAAUUAUCCAAGCUAGGACUGGCUAUGCAAAUAUGGAUGAUGUCAGAAAAUAAGUACUCUAGGAGGCAUAGGAUGAUAUUGAUAAUAAGGAUAAGCCAAGACCUAGAACAGCUGGAUCAUAAGCAAGACAGGGAUAGCCAUCAAAGUUCAAAAUGCUGAGGGAACUAGCGAGAUUAAAUUAGGAAUUAAGAGUUUAAAAGCCCUACUCACCUACAAGUCAAGAAAGAAAGUUAUUAGCCUUAGAAUAAAACUGGAGUGCAGCACAAAGGGCAAAUUAAUUUUUGAAGAGAGGAGUAGGAACUGGAGGAGGCCACAUUCCGGGUGAAUCAAAUGAGAGAAAAGUCGGCAAGUUAAAUACACAUAACUUAUAAAGAUAAAGCAUAAGAGAUUUAAUUAUUCAAUCUAUGAAAAACAAGAAUAUCACAUUUAAAGAUCUUGAGGAAUAUGCAUAAGGGGAUGCUCAACUAUAUGACAUUCUAAAAAAGCAUUACAAUGAGGAAGCUUAGCAAUUCUCAGAAGGAAUUGAACCAGAAAUGGAUGGCAUUGCAUCUAGAGUAUUAAAUAAUCGUUAAAAGCUUGCCCUUAGAUAAGAUAUUGGAAAGCACAAAAAGGAUGAUGAUAAGUUCAAGGAUGCUUUUUUAUCUACUGGUGGUGAUGAGUUUGAAAGAGAUCCCUCAGGUGUACUAGGAGGUGCUGGUUCGGGUAUUGGUGGAAGACAUCCUGAAUUUGGAAAAACUCAGAAAAAAGGAUACUUUGAAGAAUUCUAAAAUGAUUAAAAUAAAAAUAGCAAAGAUAACAAUAUUAUCGAAGACGAUGAUUUCUUUGGCGAGGAAUAAAAGGUAGGAGCAGGUGAUUAAAAAAUGCCAGAUUUUGAAAGGAAUCAUGAUUCAAAUCAAAGAGUAAAGUUCCAAAAAGAGCCAACAAGAUUUCAAUAUCCGAAUUAGUCUAAUGGAACAGGAACAGGAAAUGACACUUACAAUCCAUUUUAAAAUCAAAGCUCAAAUGAACUAUCAGGAGCAGAUAAUACUGGCCAAAAUAAUGGAAAUCCCAAAAUUAGAAACUAAAGGGGAUCAACUUUAUCCGGUAUUGAUGGGGGAUCAGUGCCAGAUUAAUCAUUGAGUCGUAUCUAAAGUAUCAAUGAUCCAGUGAUAGAGGAACUUCUAGGUGAUAGAUCUCAUUUAGGUUAGUAAAAUAGCAACUCAAAUAAAUUGAACCCAGCAUAGUAAUAGCUCCAAUAAACUUUAAGUCAGGGUAAAUCGAUAUCAGAUAUGGAUUAGAAAGAAAUUCAAAAACUAAGUAAAUAAAUCAUUAAGUAAGCAUUAAAUGAGGAUUACAGCGAUAUACAUUCUUAAAACAAUUCAUAAUAUGACUAAGAUAAUGACUAAAUGAAUCCAAGAAGUCAGAAUCAACAAACUAGAUAAACACCAUCUUUUGCUUAGAGGAAUCAGCAGAACUAGAGAGAUUAAAAUGGCAAUCCCUCACAAUUUAGAUAAGAUACAUUUGUACCAGGAAGUAACCAGGAAGAUUUUAACAACUAAGAUGUUAAUCUAAAUUCAAUGAGAGAUAUUAAAAAUAAAGUUAAAAAUCCAUUUAAAUCUCAGUAAAAUGGAAAUAAUCUGAACACUGGUUCUGACGACUUCAUGUUUGAAGAGCAGUAAGUUUAUGGAGGAGACUAGUCAAUAAAUCCCGGAUUUGGAGAUUAGUAAGAUUCAAAAGGAGCUGCUAGCAGAUAAAAUAAUUCAAGAUAAAACUAAAAUACAAAUGAUUAAGCAACAAGAUAACCUAACUAGAAAGUAUAAAUAGCUCAAAUGCUGGAUUAACUAGAUUAAAUAAAUCCAAAUUCAGUCAGCCAAUCUAUGGCAAAUCUUAUGCAAAACUUUGAUCCAAGCCAGCCGAUUAAUGCUUCUUAAAAUUUAUAAGGCGGGAGGUCUACUGAAGAAAUUUUAAGAGAUCCUGCUAUUUUAGCAUAAGUUGAUCCAUUUAAGACUUAAACCUUGGCUAAAGAAAUAAAUUCUGCUUUCUUGGAUGGUUAAUCAGAUUAGAAGAUAGAAGAAUAGCUUGGAAAUAUGAAGCCAGAAUAAAGAUAACUCUAUUAAAUACUUAAACAAGACCCAAAUCUUAGUAAUUAGUAAAAGAAUGAAAUAUUCAAGCAACUUUCAAACUCUGGAUCUAUAAGUCCAAGUAUUCAGACAAAGCUUUAAUAAGAAGCGCCUCAACUAUUUUCUAAAGUUAAAUAGAUUCAAUAGUAAAUGGAAGAUUCAAUAAACUAGUCUUAAUAAGUAAAAUAAAAUAUAGUGUCAAAGAAUGAGGGCAAUCAAUAAAUUAUAGAUUAGAUAGAAGCUAAGUAGAACUAAACUUUUAAGCUGCCUCAGACCCCUGAAAAUAGAUAAUUAGUCCAAAAUAUUCAGCAGGCAUUUUUGGAUAAUCAAUCAGAUAAAGCAAUUGAAUUGCAGCUAGAAUCGAUGCAGCCAGAGUAGAGGUAGUUAUAUCAAGCUUUGAAAGAUGAUCCAAUUCUUACAAAUUAGGAAAAGAAUGAAAUAUUCUAGUAGUUGACACUAGAAGGAUAACUUUAGCCAGAGAUUGCAUAGAAAAUUAAAAGAAAUCCCUAACUUUAGAAAAAAAUGAAAUAAAUCAAGCAGAUUUCAUCCAAUAACCCCUCUUCAUAAGUACUGGAUGUAUUCACUAAUGAUCAAGCAAGAUAAUUAUUCGAGAAGUAACUUAUGAAAAUGAUGCCAGAAUAGUAAAAAUUAUACUAAAUCCUGAAAUCAGAUCCGACGAUGAGUUAAGAUGAAAAAAAUGAAAUUUUUAAGCAAAUUGCAGUGUAAGGCAAGCUAGAUUAAGUAAAUAAGCAAAAGCUAAUGAAGAUUAAUCCAGAAUUGUCUAAUCAACUAACUGAUCUUGAAACUAAAAUUAGCAAAAAAAACCAAAUCCAAGAUAACCCUGUUGCAAAUUUACUUGAUUAAUUUAGUGAAAUGCAAUAAGCAUAAGUAGUCAAACAGAUAAAAAGUUAAGUAAAUUAAAAUAGAGGAGGAUCUUCAUCCUAAGAUUAAAGUGAAUUAUUAAAUUAGAAUUCUAGUGUUUAGAACUAGUAAAGAUUUAAAGGAGGUCAAAAUAAAGCUGAAUAAGCUCAGCAAUAAAGAUAGAUUAUAGAAUAGCAGAUAUAAAGUUUCCCACCAGAAUAAAAAUAAUUAUUUGAAAUACUCAGUAAAGAUCCAUCACUAACCUAGGAAACUAAAAAUGAGAUAUUUAAAUAAAUAGCAUCUACUGGUAGACUAGAUUCAAACUUGAGAUAGAAAUUGGAUUAAAAUCCUUAACUUUAAUAAAAAGUUCAGAAUCUUCAAGGUAGAAUUCAAAAUCAGAUAAGCAAAUCUAAUCCUGCAAUGUAAGUUUUAGAAUAGAUUUAUGGACCUGAUAAUGAGUUAUCUAAAGGCUCUCUAGAUGUAUUCACAAAUAGAUAAUCUCAGUAAGCAAUUGAGUAAAGUCUUAAUAAUUUACUUCCUGAAUAAAAGCAAGUUUAUGAAGCACUAAAAAAUGACUUUACAUUAGGUUAAGAUGAGAAAAAUGAAAUAUUUAGGCAAAUAGCUGUAGAUGGUAAACUUGAUUUAGUCACUAAAUAGAGAUUAGCGGCUAAGAAUCCAGAGCUUAAACAGAAGCUAGAAAAUUUGCAAUAAAGAAUAAUCUAAACUACCUAAAGCAAUCCAAUGGCCAAAGUUCUUUCUUAAAUUGAUAAACUAGAUGAAGGAUAGCAGCAGUAGUAGUAAUAAUAAUUUUAGUAGUAUUAGUAGUAGCAAUAAAAAGAGUUAUUAUUCUAAAAUAAUGCUCUGCCACCUUACUUAAGAGAAUAAUAAGCUCAAGAAGUUCGGUAAGUAAUAGAAGCUUAGAUGAGCUUACUCCCAACAGAGUAAAAGCAACUAUUUGAGACUUUAAAUUAGGAUCCAACAUUAUCUUAAGACACUAAGAAUGAAAUAUUCAAGCAAAUCUCAACAACAGGUUAAUUAGAUUAAAACAUGAAAUAGAAACUGAAUCAAAAUCCUUAGCUAUAAUAGAAAGUUCAAAACCUAUAAGAAAAAAUUUAGAGUAAGGUGAAGAGUGCAAAUCCUGCCCUUUAAGUUCUUGAGUAAAUCUUUGGACCUAAUGCUUAGCUUUCAAAAGAUCCAUUAGACCUUUUUACCAAUGUGAAAGCUCAAUUAAAUUUAGAGAAAAACUUAAAUAAUUUGCUGCCAGAGUAGAAAUAGCUUUACCAAGCCUUAAAGGAUGACUACUCUCUUAGUUAAGAAGAAAAAAAUGAAAUUUUCAAAUAAAUUGCUGUUGAAGGAAAAUUAGAUCCUUAGAUCAGGCAGGUAUUAAGUAAUAAGAAUCCACAGUUAUAAUAAUAAAUUGAAUAUCUUUAGGAUAGAAUCAUCCAAAGAUCACCUAUAGCAUAAAUGUUAAAUUAGAUAUAAAAUCUUGAGGAAUAAAAUCAAUCAAUGGUAACUGCUGCUGAUAAUAAUUCCAUGCAAGCACGAGAAAAGAAAGCAAAGAUAGUAUAGUAAGCAAUAUAAUCUCAACUUAAUGAACUUCCAUAUGAAUAAAGAUAAUUAUUUGAGGCUCUAAGCUCAGAACCUAGUAUUUCUUAGGAAAUUAAGAAUGAAAUUUUCAAGUAAAUAGCAUCUACAGGUAGAUUAGAUCAAAACUUAAAAUAAAAAUUAAGCUCUAAUCCUUAGCUAAAGUAAAAGGUAGAAAAUCUUUAAAAUAGAAUUAAAGAUCAAAUUCAGAGUACAGAUCCUGUUCAAUAGGUUUUAGAGCAAAUAUAUGGAUCAGAUGGAUAGCUAUCUAAAGGAUCAGUUGAUAUAUUUUCUAAUUAGAAAGCACAAUAAAUUGUUGAGUAAAACUUGUAAAAUCUAUUACCAGAGUAAAGAUAAUUAUAUGAAACUCUUAAGAAUGAUUUCACACUUACUUAAAAUGAGAAAAAUGAAAUUUUCAGGCAAAUAGCAGUUGAGGGUAAGCUUGAUUAGAAGACAAAUUAGAUGAUUGCAAGUAAAAAUCCAGAACUUUAAUAAAAAAUGCAAUACCUCUAAGAUAGGAUUAACUAGAAAACCUAAAGAGAAAGUAACGGGGUAGCAUAAAUUAUGAACUAAAUUGAAAAGAUAGAGGAGGAGUAGGAUUCACUGAAUAAAUUUGUUUCUCCAUAGAAAAAAUCAUAAUAAGCUUAAGAGGUUAAAUAAGUCAUUUAAUAAGCACUGUUCAAAUUACCUCCAGAAUAGAGAUAACUAUUCGAGGCAUUAAAUUAAGAUCCUAAUCUAUCUCAAGAAACUAAGAAUGAGAUCUUCAAACAAAUAUCUACAUAAGGAACUAUUGAUUAAAAUCUCUAGCAAUAAUUAAAUAAAAGCCCUAUCCUAAAACAGAAAGUACGAGCAAUUGCGAAUUAAAUUUAAGAUCAGAUUUUGGAAUAAAAUCCAGGUUUAGCAGCACUUCAAUAAAUAUGUGGAAAUGGACAGAGGCUCUCCUAAGGCUAGGUCGACAUUUUUACUAACAAAUAAGCAUAGCAAGCAUUGGAAAGUUAAAUCUCAUAGCUUUUACCAGAGCAGAAGCAACUAUAUGAUACCCUUAAAAAUGACAGAUCAAUAGAUCCAGAAACCAAAAAUGAAUUAUUCAGAUAAAUUAUGACUGAUGGAAAAUUAGACAAGCAAUUAUAAUAACAAGUUAGCCUCGAUAAUCCAGUAUUGAAAUCAAAGAUUGAAUAGCUCUCAGAGAGAAUUUAGCAGAAAACUCAAAGUUAAGCUUUGAAUUAAAUACUAGAUAAGAUAGCAGAUAUCUCAGAUAAUACUUAGCAAUCCUCAAACCCAAGCGUAAAAGCUUUGUAAAAGAUUUUGGGUCCAGCAGCAGAACUAAGUCAUGGGAACUUUGAGAUUUUUGGCAACAAAGCAUAAUAGUAAAUAAUAGAAUAAAACCUAGAUAAACUUCCACCAGCGCAAAGAAAAAUUUAUGAAAUUUUGAAAUAAGAUCCUAACCUGAGUUAAUAAGAAAAAAAUGAGAUAUUUAGAUAAUCUGCUGUUGAAGGUGUAUUGGAUAGAAACAGUGAAAGAUUAUUGACAUAAAAUAAUCCUUACAUUAGAGGAAAAUUAGAAGACAUUAAAUAAGAACUUGCAGAUUAGAACUUAGCAUUAGUCUAAUCUAAUCCAGCAGAAAAUAUUCUGAAGCAAAUUUGCGGUGGGUCUAAUUCUGAGAUUAAAAAGGGAGAAGUAGACAUUUUCUCAACUCGUUAGUCAUAAUCUUAGUUUGAGAGGAACUUACCUAAUCUGCUUCCAGAGUAGCAAAAGCUUUAUCAAAUAUUAAUCACCAAUUAAGCUCUUAGUCCUUAAGAUAAAAAUGAGAUAUUUAGAUAAAUAGCUUUAGAAGGUUAGUUAGAUUAAGGACUUGCAAACAAAGUAAAUAGAAUUAAUCCUGAAUUAGGCUAAUAGCUUGAGACACUACAAGAUAAAAUAGAGGCUAAGACUUAAAGUAGAAGGAAAAGACAAAUGAGAUCCAAUCAAGGCAAAAUGUCUUAGUAAAAUAAGUAAAAACAAGCUCAAAUAACAAAAUAAGUUAUUGAAUAGUAACUUUAAAAUUUACCUCUAGAGCAUCGCUAACUAUUCUAAGCUCUGUAGCUAGAUAACAGUUUACCUUAGGAGACAAAAAAUGAAAUCUUUUAAUAGAUAGCUACUAGAGGUAAAUUAGAUGGUAAUCUAGAAUAAUAACUAAAUCUUAAUCCAUUAUUAAAAAAUAAAGUAAAAAAUCUUGUCAGCAAAAUAAAAGAUCAAAUUACCGCAUCUAAUCCAGCUCUUAGCGUGCUAGAAGAUAUUUAUGGAUCUACUUCAGAGCUUGGAAAAGGAGAGGUAGACAUCUUUACUAAUAAGCUUGCUCAACAAUAAAUGGAGGGUAACGUUGGUAAUCUACUUCCAGAAUAGAAGUAGCUUUACGAGAUUUUGAAGAGAGAUUCUACAAUUCCACCAGAGGAUAAGAAUGAAAUUUUUAGAUAGUUAGCUGUAGAUGGAAAAUUAGAUUAAAGCACUUAAAGAAAACUAAUGAGUGCCAAUCCAAUAGUGAGUAAUCAAAUAUAAAAUCUCUAAAAUAAGAUAGAACAGAGAGCAUAAAGGAAUCCAGCUAACUAAUUGUUUAAGGAAAUAGAACAAAUGCAGCAAGUUUAAGAUGUUAAUGAUGAAAGUCCGAUUGAUCAAUUUAAUGAAGAUCAAAAAGCUUAAAUUGUUAGAGAAGCUAUUGACAACUAGCUUUAAAAGCUAUCUCCUGAGUAGCAAUAACUAUUUGAAGCUCUUGAUUUAGAUCCAACCUUGCCUUAAGAAACAAAGAACGAGAUAUUUAAGUAAAUAGCUACAACAGGUAAAUUAGACCAAGUGAUGGAAAAGUAACUCAAUUCGAACCCUAGAUUAAAGUAAAAAGUUAAAAAUCUCUAAGGAAAAAUAUCAAACCAACUCAUUCAAUCAAAUCCAGCUGUAAAGCUCCUUUAAACAAUUGAUGGUCCUAAUGACAAACUCCAAGGAGAAGCUCCCAAUAUUUUCAGUGAUAAUCAAGCAUAGCAAGCUAUUGAGACAAGGCUUCAUACUCUUAUGCCUGAAUAGAGACAACUUUACGAAGCCCUUAAACAGGAUUUGACUCUUAGUCCUGUGGAAAAGAAUGAGAUAUUCAGAUAAGUCGCUCUUAAAGGUAGUCUGGAUAGCUUUAACAAGAGAAAACUGAGCAGUAACCCUUUAUUAUAGUAAAAACUUAAAAAUAUUCAAGAUUAAAUAGCUCAAAAGUUAGAGCAAGUUAAUCCUGGUCUUUCAAUUGCAAAGAAGCUCGACUAGCUUGAAAAUUAAUUAGCAGAUGCAAAUUAGAGUAAAGCAGAGCUAACUUAGGCAGAAGUAGCAAGUGAGGUUUAAAAUGUAUUUUCCAAUCCAUUAGCAAAUUAAAUACUCGAAUCCUAACUUCAAUCUUUAUUACCUGAAUAAAAGUAGUUAUAUGAUGUGCUUAAAAAAGAUCAAAGUUUAACGCCUGAAGUAAAAGAAAAGUUAUUUGCUUAAAUAGCAUAAGGUAAAUUACUAGACAUAUAAACUCAAAGAGCUUUAAAUUAAGUUCCUCAUCUAAAGUAAAAAUUAGAUGUUCUCAAAGAUUAAAUUCAGAAUAAAUUAGCAAGAAUAGAUAAUCCCGUUUAAAAAUUAUUUGAAGCAGCAAGUGAAGGAUUGCCAGGAGAAAUAUUAAAGCAAGAUUAAGUUAAGAUCGUAUAAAAUGCUUUUACAUCAAACGCUCCAGAUGCAAUAAAAGAUCAACAAUUAUUAAGCCUUCCACCAGAAUAAUAGUAACUGUAUCAGGUUUUGAAACAAGAUCCAACCUUAAGUAAUGAAGAAAAGCAGCAGAUAUUUGAAUAAUUAAGCAUUGAUGGAUAAUUAGAUUCUAGAAACAUUCAAAAAUUAAAUCAGAAUCCCGUACUUAGAUAAAAAGUCUAAUAAAUUGAGAAGAAAAUUAAAGACAAGAUCAAAGAGAAAGAUGAAAUGCUGAUGAAAAUAGCUCCUUUAGUUGCGAUGAUAAAGAAACAAGAAAAGUUAAAUCAAUCCAUGCCAGAUAACAUAGCUAAGCUUUAUGAGUAAUUAGGAUUAGAAAAGAAUAGCUUAAAUGAUCCAAGCAAGAAACUAUAAAAUUCAAUGCUAAGCCAAAAUAAUCCUUAUGACAGUCAGAUUGAACUGGGUCAGUUUAAUAAUUAAAAUUAGCCCUAUUAACAAGAUUUUUUCGAUGAUAUGUCAGCAUAUCCUAACUAAAUGCUUGGUCUAAACUCAACUCCAUAAUAUAGUGGCAUUCCAAUAUAGAGUAAUCAACUUGGCUAAUAGUAUCAUCCUUAUAAUUAAAAUCAGAGUGGGAUAAAUUAAACUCUACCUCAGUAAAGUAAUAUGUCUAAUUAGAAAAUUCUAGGAGAAUUGUAACAUCCUAAAUUUGAUGAAAAUGGAAAUUUAUUGUAUCCAUCAAUCAUAUCUGGAGUUUAAAAUCCUGGACUUGAUAAUCAAGUGCCAGUAUUAGAUCAAUUUGGAAAUGUUUAGUACUACGUUCCGAAUCCUAAUUCUAAGAUGAUUAACUAAAAUACAGGAUAGAACAUUCCAUCAAUGGCUUAGAGAAAUUAAAAUCAAAAUCUAGGCACUUUUGGAUCACUAAAUAGAUUUAAUAAGAAUGUCCCUCAGCAACAGAUGCUUAAUCAAUCUGCUUCAUAGAAUUUGCCUCCAUUAUAAAAUCAAAGAUAUUCAGGAGCAAGAGUAAUUCCAAAUGCAUCUAUACCCUAUUAAAAUAGCAAGAAUCAAAGUCUUAAUGAUCAAUCAAAUUUAGGAUAUCAAAACUAAGGAUUAAUAUCACCUAAUUCGCAAGCAAGAUUACAACACUUAUAAAGCUAAGGACUAUAGCCAACAAAUUAAGCAGGCUAGAAUAACACUUAUAAUCAAAUGGGAUAUCAAGCAUAAAACUAUCAAUAAUAGUAAUCUAAUGAUAAUAACUGGCCAUAUGAUGUGCUAAGUCAAUUAAAAAAUGUUGAAUAUUUUAUGCAGAAUUCUUUCAAUCAUUUGGAUUCAAGAUUAUCAAACAUCAAUCACAAGAUUGUUAACACAAAGUAGAAUAUUAGCAAAGCUAAAAUGGUUUAAUAGCCAUCAAAGCAAACUAAGAGAUUCAAGUGA
Stylonychia lemnae is the source of this 10902-nucleotide messenger RNA. The record is from the annotation of a GenBank genome assembly. Lineage: Eukaryota; Ciliophora; Spirotrichea; Sporadotrichida; Oxytrichidae.